Molecule: messenger RNA, 1414 nt
Organism: Phalaenopsis equestris
Lineage: Eukaryota; Viridiplantae; Streptophyta; Magnoliopsida; Asparagales; Orchidaceae
Product: flavonol 3-sulfotransferase-like
Exons: 1
Coding region: 50-1147 (365 amino acids)
Biological process (GO): sulfation
Cellular component (GO): cytoplasm
Molecular function (GO): sulfotransferase activity
Source: RefSeq, a predicted model, not a curated record
GAAAUCUUCAACCCACUACUGCUCCUCCUCCCUUUUCGCCAUAUAUAUCAUGGCCACGCUCUCUUCCUUCCCCGAAUCGCCCAUUUCUCUUCCGGCGACUAUCAAUAACAGAAAUAAGGGGGAAAAAAAAAUGCUUUUGAGUCCAUACUUCGCCAAGUGCUUCGAUUCGCAGAAGACGGAAGAACAAAAAGAAGACGAACUCCAUGCCUUCCAGCAGCACAAGAAGGAAAUCUUAACCCUACCUCUGCAGCAAGGAUGGCGACAUUUCUCUCUCCGCUUCUACAAAGGCUUCUGGUUCGCCGAAUUCAUCCUCCCAGGUGUUCUCUCCCUUCGCCGCCACUUCCUCCCCAACCCUUCAGACAUAUUCCUGGCCAGCUACCCCAAAUCCGGCGCAACAUUGCUCAAAGCUCUCGUCUUUGUGAUCUCCACCCGCAACCCUGAUUCGCUCCUAUCAUGCCACCCACAUGACUGCUCUCCUUAUUUGGAGGGCCUUUUCGCCGGCCCCCAAGUUCCCGACCUAGACAUGUUACCCUCCCCGCGACAGUUGGCCACCCACAUUCCUUACUCUGUUCUGCCGGAAUCCGUCCGAGAGUCUCCCUGUAGAAUCAUAUACCUUUGCAGGGAGCCGAAAGAUACGCUCGUGUCCACUUACCACUUCUUCAAUGGAAUGCGCCGCCCUGAGUCUUCUCAGCAACCCAUGCCGUUCAUGGAGGCCAUGGACCUCUUCUGCAAGGGGCAGUCGAUUUACGGUCCUGUGUGGGAGCACCAGAUGGAGUACUGGAGGGAGAGCCAGAGGCGACCUGAUAAGGUUCUAUUUCUCACGUACGAGUAUCUGAAAGCGGAUCCCGAGACCAGUGUGAGAAGGAUGGCGGAAUUCAUGGGGAUGCGCUUCACGGCGGAGGAGGAGAUGAGCUGCAUGGUGGGCGAGAUUGUCAGACAAACCAGCAUUGAGAAGUUUAGCGGAUUGGAGGUUAAUAAGGUGGGGAUGAAGUUUGAGGAGACUGAAUGGGCAAUAAAAAACUCUUCUUUUUUUCGGAAUGGGAGGGUCGGAGAUUGGAGAGAGCAUUUUACUGCGGAGAUGGCGGAGAGGCUUGACGCCAUUACUAAAGACAAACUGCAUCAGCUUUCCCAUUCGAAUGAAUCCUAGGCACGAAGCGUCGCAACUGAAUUAGGCUUUAGAGUUUUUUUAUUUAUUUAUUUUUUGUUUUAUAUUUUAUCUUUGAAAUAAGCAUGAAAUAUAAUAAAUGUAAGUCUAUUUUUAAUAGGCUUCCCACUGGAGCUAGAAUUUCUCUUAUCGAAAUGGACCAGUCCUGUUUUAUUCCUAUGAUUUAUUCAGCUUAUUAUCAUGGGAAAAUGUUAGAUCCGGAUGUUCUUCUAGGUCUCCACAUCAAUAAGAUAACGCUAUGUGAGCACG